Messenger RNA from Saccharomyces eubayanus, 2142 nucleotides. RefSeq names its product acetate--CoA ligase 1 (gene ACS1). Gene Ontology annotation, molecular function: AMP binding; acetyl-CoA synthetase activity. The coding region runs from base 1 to 2142 and encodes 713 amino acids. The transcript has a single exon. NCBI's taxonomy places the organism in Eukaryota, Fungi, Ascomycota, Saccharomycetes, Saccharomycetales, Saccharomycetaceae. The record is from RefSeq and is a predicted model, not a curated record. Gene Ontology annotation, cellular component: cytosol.
AUGUCUCCCUCUGCAGUACAAUCUUCGAAAGCCCAAGAGCAGUCGAGCAAAAUUGACGACUUGAAAGCACAAAUGUCCAAGUCCGCCGCCACCCCAGAACAGAAAAAGAACCACGAGUACGAACAUCUGACAUCCGUCAAGAUCGUGCCCCAGCGGCCCGUUUCUGAUAGGUUGCAACCCGAGAUCGCGGACCAUUAUUCUCCGCACUUGAAUGGGCUGCAAGAUUACCAGCGCCUGUACAAGCAGUCCAUUGAAGAUCCGGGCAAGUUCUUCGGCUCCAAAGCCACCCAGUUUUUGAACUGGUCCAAGCCCUUCGACAGGGUGUUCAUCCCGGAUCCAGAAACUGGCAGGCCCUCCUUCCAGAACAAUGCCUGGUUUUUGAACGGCCAAUUGAACGCAUGCUAUAACUGUGUUGACAGGCACGCGUUCAAGACGCCCAACAAGAGGGCCAUCAUCUUCGAGGCCGACGAGCCGGGCCAGGGCUACUCCAUUACCUACAAGCAGCUGCUCGAGGAGGUGUGCCAAGUGGCGCAGGUUCUAUACUACUCCAUGGGCGUCCGCAAGGGCGACACCGUCGCAGUGUACAUGCCCAUGGUCCCCGAGGCUAUCAUCACCUUGCUGGCCAUUUCCCGUAUCGGCGCCAUUCACUCCGUGGUCUUUGCUGGGUUUUCCUCCAAUUCUUUGAGGGACCGCAUCAACGAUGGGGACUCCAAAGUCGUCAUCACCACUGAUGAGUCUAACAGAGGCGGCAAAAUCAUCGAAACCAAAAGGAUUGUCGACGACGCGCUGAGGGAAGCCCCCGGUGUGAGACACGUCUUGGUUUAUAAAAAGACCAAUAACCCAUCUGUUGCCUUCCAGGCCCCCAGAGAUUUGGACUGGGCCACUGAGAAGAAGAAGUACAAGACCUACUAUCCCUGCACUCCCGUCGAUUCUGAGGACCCUCUAUUCUUGCUAUAUACUUCUGGUUCCACGGGCGCCCCCAAGGGUGUUCAGCACUCCACCGCAGGCUACUUGCUAGGUGCUUUAUUGACCAUGCGUUACACUUUUGACACCCACCAAGAAGAUAUUUUCUUCACUGCGGGGGACAUUGGCUGGAUCACAGGCCACACUUACGUGGUUUACGGUCCCUUGUUGUACGGCUGUGCCACUUUGGUCUUUGAAGGUACUCCGGCCUAUCCUGACUAUUCCCGUUACUGGGAUGUUAUUGAUAAACAUAAAGUCACCCAGUUUUACGUAGCACCUACUGCUUUGCGUUUGUUGAAAAGAGCCGGCGACUCGUUCAUUGAAAACCAUUCUUUGAAGUCUUUGCGCUGUUUAGGCUCUGUCGGAGAACCGAUUGCCGCUGAAGUUUGGGAAUGGUACUCUGAAAAAAUUGGUAAGAAUGAAAUCCCCAUUGUCGACACCUACUGGCAAACCGAAUCUGGCUCGCAUUUGGUCACCCCACUGGCUGGCGGUGUAACACCAAUGAAACCUGGUUCUGCCUCGUUCCCCUUCUUCGGUAUCGAUGCGGUUGUCCUUGAUCCAACCACAGGUGAAGAAGUCAAAUCCUCCCACGCAGAAGGUGUCCUUGCCGUCAAAUCUGCAUGGCCAUCGUUUGCAAGAACCAUUUGGAAGAACCAUGAUAGAUAUUUAGACACUUAUUUGAAUCCUUAUCCCGGUUAUUACUUCACAGGCGAUGGUGCCGCAAAGGACAAGGAUGGUUAUAUCUGGAUUUUGGGCCGUGUUGAUGAUGUGGUAAAUGUAUCCGGACAUCGUCUAUCAACCGCUGAGAUAGAAGCCGCCAUCAUCGAGGACCCAAUCGUGGCGGAAUGUGCUGUGGUGGGAUUCAAUGAUGACUUGACCGGUCAGGCGGUAGCCGCAUUUGUGGUCUUAAAGAAUAAAUCUAGUUGGUCCACAGCAACAGAAAGUGAGCUACAAGAUAUCAAAAAACACUUGGUUUUCACUGUCAGAAAGGACAUCGGUCCAUUUGCCGCCCCCAAACUAAUCAUCUUGGUAGACGAUUUACCCAAAACAAGAUCUGGUAAGAUUAUGAGACGUAUCUUGAGAAAAAUUCUAGCAGGAGAAAGCGAUCAAUUAGGCGACGUUUCUACUUUAGCCAACCCUGGCAUUGUUAGACAUUUGAUUGACUCAGUCAAACUGUAA